AUGCCUACUGAUGUGGAAAAAUGGGUUAAAUCUUGUGCCAUUUGUUCCGUGAAUGGACGACCGGAGAGACGACCUCCCAUGCAAAGAGCAUUUGCCCCGAAAGGGGUAUGGGAAACUGUCGCCCUCGACUUCAACGGACCUUACCUGAAGCUGGGGGGAAUAUCGAUUCUCGUUAUAAUCUUCCUUGGAUCAAGGUACGCUAUAGCGCGAUCGGUCAAAUCUACCAAGUUUGAGUAUACAAAGGCUGUGUUGGAUACGGCUUUUGAGAGAGAGGGAUUCCCAAAAGCAAUUAAGUCCGAUAAUGGACCACCAUUUAAUGGCGAAGAUUAUGCCAAGUAUUGCUCUGAGCGUGGAAUCCAAACGAUAUUCUCGACACCCUUCUAUCCCCAGCAAAACGGUUUGGUAGAAGGCUUUAUGAAGGUGAUAAAUAAGGCAAUGUCAGCCGCGAUUUUAACGGGGGCAAAUUAUCAAAAAGAAUUACAAGCCGCAGUGCAGUCGUGCAACGCGGCGGAUCAUAGUAUUACCAAACUGCCUCCAGAAGAAGUAUUAACCGGACGCAAGAUUAGGCGAGGGCUACCACUUUUAAACUACAGUAAAUCCGAGCACGAUGAAAAGCUACUGGAUGCGCGAGAUCGUGAGGCGAAAUUGCUUUCAAAAAAACGAGAGGAUAUUCGCCGCAGAGCCAAAGAGAGCAAGGUUAUACCCGGAGACACCGUUAUCGUGGAGCGUUCAUCUAGAGGUGAAGGUGACAGUAGAUUCGGUACAAAGCGCUUUACCGUGAUGCGAGAACACAACGGCAGCUUGGUCCUUUGUGAUGCAGAUGGCCAACAGCUCAAACGCCACGUAUCACAAACCAAGAAAGUCCGGUUGUGGCGAAGCACGACGCCGACUAAGGUCCCUGAAGAAUCAUCAUUUCCCGGAAACCCUGCUGAUAGUGGUGCAUCUUAUGAACGACCGAAGCGGGAGAGACGACUUCCCUCCUACUUAUCCGAAUAUGCACACGCGGUGGACGGCAGCCUUGGAAAAUUAUAG
Molecule: messenger RNA, 1032 nt
Organism: Wyeomyia smithii (pitcher-plant mosquito)
Lineage: Eukaryota; Metazoa; Arthropoda; Insecta; Diptera; Culicidae
Exons: 1
Coding region: 1-1032 (343 amino acids)
Biological process (GO): DNA integration
Molecular function (GO): nucleic acid binding
Source: RefSeq, a predicted model, not a curated record